Messenger RNA from Anisakis simplex (herring worm), 3525 nucleotides. The record is from the annotation of a GenBank genome assembly. Lineage: Eukaryota; Metazoa; Nematoda; Chromadorea; Rhabditida; Anisakidae.
ACGAGAAGACCGACCGGAGUAGUGGAACCAACGGAAAGUCCGUCGUUGGGCAUUUUCGUUUACGGACUUUGUUCAAUGGCCGUUAUUGGCGGCUUUUUGUUCGGCUAUGAUACUGGCAUUGUAUCGGGUGCGAUGCUCUAUUUGCCCAGAGCGGACGGCUUGAAACCGAUGGAUUCAAUAUGGAAGGAAUUAAUUGUCAGCUUAACACCAGGAAUGGCCGUGAUUGGCGCAGUAUUAGCCGGUCCAGCAUCGGAUCGCUUCGGGCGUCGACCAGUAAUAAUAUUAUCCAGCCUUGUAUUUACAAUCGGUGGGAUUGUUUGCGCAGCAGCACCCGAAAAAGUCACACUUCUUGUUGGCCGAAUUCUGCUUGGACUGGGAAUUGGAUUCGCAUCAAUGAUUGUUCCAAUUUAUGUGGGUGAAGCAUCACCUGCAAACAUUCGAGGACGUUUGGUGACAGCUUUUCAAUUAAUGAUCACUUUUGGUCUAAUGGCUGCAAAUCUUUUUGCAGGAGCCUUUUCGUAUAUUGACCCGACGAGGGUGGGAUGGCGAUUGAUGUUUGCUUUUGCUUCAGUGCCAUCUUUGAUUCAAUUCAUUGGAUUCUUUUUCUUGCCCGAAACGCCGAGGUUUUUAUUCAAACGAGGACGUUCAGAUGAAGCACGACGGGUAAUGGUUGAUAUCUUUGUAAGAUAUGAAGUAGAGAUACUUUCCGAUCAGGAAUUUUCUUAUUUUCGCACAAAUAUGAUUUGUUUUGAGGUGCUGAAUAAAAUUUACGGCGGAAACGCUGAAUGGGUGAUUUAUGAGAUGGAGGAAAUUCGAGCCGCAGAUCGUGAGGAGCGAAAAGCACAAGAACUUCUCGGAGGUAAACUCGCAAUCGUACGUAUAUUUCAAACACCACACGUACUCAAAGCCUUACUGAUCGGUUGUAUCCUUCAAUUUUUCCAGCAAUUAAUUGAAUUGAUUCGACUCCAUUUGCAGCUUCUUGUUUUCAGCUACUACACAAGUCAUAUUAUUACGGCUGCGGGUAUUCGAGAUGAGCACGUUACAAUUUGGAUCUCACUAGCAAUUUCAUUUGUCAACUUUGCUGCAACAUUUAUACCAAUAACGACAAUUGAGAAAUUCGGUCGACGUGUUCUGUUGCUGAUCUCUGUUGCUGGUGUUAUACUUGCGUUGAUUUUAAUGGGUAUCGCUUUCAUACUCAUCAAUAAAGACUCAGCCAAAACGAACCGGUGGCAAGUGCCAGCAAAUAGCACAAGUCCCUACGCGACAAUGUGCAGUGAUAUGACAUUAUGUGAACCAUUUGAUUUGGAUUCGCCCGAAAAUUCUGUGAUCGGAGAUUGUAAGAAUGCCGUCAACGACACAAAGUACGUUUGGGAGAGUGACUCGUGUGAGUCGAAAUUCACGGUUAUGCCAAUUGUUGUUAUGGUCAUUUACUUGGGAUUCUUCUCAAUGGGUUAUGCACCGUUACCAUGGGUGCUGAACGCAGAAUUCUACCCGUUGUGGGCUCGUGGCACUGGCUGCGCGUUAUCGACGGCGUGCAAUUGGAUCGCAAAUUUGAUUAUCUCGUUGACGUUCUUAACACUCAGCGAAGCGGUCACAAAAUACGGUGCAUUCUUUAUCUACGCCGGUAUCACAGUGGUCGGUAUCGUCUUCAUCUACUUCUUUAUACCUGAAACGAAAGGUCUACCUAUUGAACAGGUAGAGUUGCUGUUUAUGUCCGAAUCGGAACGUCUCAAGAUUGCCGAAGAAGCGAACGCACAUAUAGCAGCAGAACGAAAGAAAACACUUGAAAUGUUAAGCCAGACCAAUGCCGGAUUCACUGAUGAUGACACAAAAGCAACGGAAAAACAACCAGCCGUUGAUGAGCAAAUAUUGAAUGUGGAAAAAAUUCGUCAUUCAACGUCCUCAUCAAAAUCCAAUCGACCAUUUUACUUUCAACAAGGCAAGCAGCAGGAUGAAUAUGUUCGUGUGUAUGUCGCAACAACAACCAGCUCAUCGCCUUUAUCAUCGCUUCGACCAGCCACACCACCCAGAUACGGCUUUUACGUAUAUUCACUGUGUUUUAUGGCCGCUAUCGGCGGCUUCUUAUUUGGUUACGAUACCGGUGUGAUAUCGGCCGCUAUGCUCUAUCUACCCGAUUAUCCGGGCAUUCAGCCGAUGAACCCUCUCUGGAAACAAUUGAUCGUCGCAAUUACACCAGGAAUGGCAAUCGUUGGAGCAUUAACUGCUGGCCCAGCCUCGGAUCGUUUCGGUCGAAAAUUAGUGGUGAUCAGUUCGAGUGGCGUUUUCACGAUCGGUGGUAUCGUUUGCGCAGCAGCAACCGAGAAGAUCUGUCUUCUAGUCGGUCGAAUUCUCCUCGGUAUUGCAAUUGGUUUUGCCUCGUUGAUCGUACCUGUCUAUGUUGGUGAAGCAUCACCGGCUAGUAUCCGCGGACUAUUGCUAACUGCAUUUCAACUGAUGAUCACUUUUGGCUUAAUGUGCGCCAAUUUAUUCUCUGGUGCGUUUUCGUAUAUAAACGGUGUCUAUGUGGGAUGGCGUUUGAUGCUCGGUUUUGCAUCAAUUCCAGCGUUGAUUCAAUUUAUUGGAUUCUUCUUUCUUCCCGAAAGUCCUCGAUUUCUCUAUGGACGAGGAGAACUUGCUAAAUGUGAAGAGGUACUGAAAAAAAUUUAUGCUGGUAGCAAAGAUUGGGUGGAAUAUGAGAUGGAAGAAAUCAAGCAAGCAGAUGAUGAGGAAAAAAAGUCAAAACAAUUAGUUGGCGCCGUCAACUUCGGAGCCACUUUCAUUCCGAUGGUCUGUAUAGAGCGUUUCGGGCGUCGAGUUCUGCUGCUGGUUUCUGCAUGCGGCGUAAUGUUCGCGUUGAUUCUGAUGGGUGUCGCAUUUCUUUUGAUUAAUCGAAAUGUUGCAGAAACAAUUCCAGAUCCAUUAUUGACUCGAAUCUCAUCAAAACCCGAAUUAUUUGGUUGUGAUCAACUUUCUUCAUGUUUACCACUUGCGAAAUCAGGCGAUUCGACUGAAAUUGGAACGUGUGCAAGUGGUUUUAAUGCGACGAAAUUUAAAUUUGAAAUAGAAUUCUGUGAGACUAACUACACCCUGAUGCCAAUUAUCAUUAUGGUUAUAUAUCUGGUCUUCUUCGCAAUCGGUUUUGCACCGCUUCCGUGGGUUUUAAACGCUGAAUUCUACCCAUUAUGGGCCCGCAGCACAGGUUGCAGUCUUUCGACAGCAUCCAAUUGGACUGGAAAUUUGAUUAUUUCACUUACAUUCUUAUCGCUUUCUGAGGCGGCCACCAAAUACGGUGCAUUUUUCAUCUAUGCCGGUAUCACAUUCGCUAGUUUAAUAUUCAUUUAUAUAUGUAUACCCGAAACAAAGGGCCUACAGAUGGAGCAAGUCGAGAUGUUAUUCAUGUCGAAAAAACAAAAACGGGCUCUCAAUUCAGCAAUGCACCGAGAUCUGGACGUUUCGGCGUUUGACAGUUCGUACUCGAAUGACAAAGACAGAUCAAAUAAAAGUGACGCAUUCGAGAAAUUCUAA